UACACUUUCCCAAUCGCCACCGCUACGUAUCGAGAGCGCGUUCCUACAUCCGUUGAAUGCGACGAUUCUAUCGACAUCAAUGAUUCUGUGUUAGGAAGGUUUUUCCCAUAAAUAGAAAAUUUUUAAAUUUUAAUAGUUUUCCUGGUAUCGAACAUGCCAUGUUAGGACAUUACUUUGGAACAAUGACUUUGAUCAGUCUAUUUGGCAUGACAAUGGCAAGUCAACAAACUUGUAUUAAUUCAAGACAAAACUUUUCAGAUGAAGUUUCGAUAUUCUUUAAGUGUUCUAUAGAUUACUCUAGACCUAUAACAUUUUGCAAACAUUGUAUUGAUCACUACAUAAAUAUUCUAACAGCUUACAAUAAUUUGUCACAGACUAUCGAAAACGGCAGUCACUGCAUCGAUUACUUUAUAAACUUAGACCGUCUUCAGAUAGUGCAAACAUUAUAUCACAAUGCCCUAGACCUCUGGAGUGAUGCCAAAUGUUAUAAGUGUUAUAAAACCAUAAAUGGCAGUCAAACAAACAAUACAUCUGAUGAGUCUUUACUUUUUACUCAAUAUUACCAAUACUACAAUACUUGCGUGACAAACACAACUUCUGAAAAUUUGUGUAUAGAUUGCAUGAACUCUUAUGUUAACCUUCAAAAUUACUUCUUUGCAAUUAGUAACGAAAAUGAAAAAAUUGGAGUUUGUAUGGAUAUUGAAGAUUUGAUGAAUGAAACAUGGACAUUUUGGGGCAGCAAUUGUUGCAAAUUUAGGAAGCAUAAUGAGUACAUAUUUGUCAUUUCCUGUGUGAUUAUGUUUCUGCUCACCAUUUCAUUUUAUGUGUUUGUCCCGUAUUAUGCCGAAAUCAAAUCUGCUACAAUAAUAAGACAGACCAGAAUGUCAGGAUCUUUAAAGAUUUCAAAUUCCACACAGUAGGAACAAAUUAACUUUUGUAAUUUUUUGUUAAAUAAAACUAAACUCCUUGGGUUGAAUCUAUUUAAUCUAUUUU
Messenger RNA from Cylas formicarius (sweet potato weevil), 993 nucleotides. RefSeq names its product osteopetrosis-associated transmembrane protein 1. The coding region runs from base 159 to 920 and encodes 253 amino acids. Gene Ontology annotation, cellular component: cytosol. The transcript has 6 exons. The record is from RefSeq and is a predicted model, not a curated record. NCBI's taxonomy places the organism in Eukaryota, Metazoa, Arthropoda, Insecta, Coleoptera, Brentidae.